Messenger RNA from Anopheles marshallii, 600 nucleotides. It is a transcript of the gene fh, whose product is annotated as frataxin homolog, mitochondrial. NCBI's taxonomy places the organism in Eukaryota, Metazoa, Arthropoda, Insecta, Diptera, Culicidae. Gene Ontology annotation, biological process: iron incorporation into metallo-sulfur cluster; intracellular iron ion homeostasis. Gene Ontology annotation, cellular component: mitochondrion. The transcript has 2 exons. Gene Ontology annotation, molecular function: ferrous iron binding; iron chaperone activity; ferric iron binding. The record is from RefSeq and is a predicted model, not a curated record. Bases 1 to 600 code for a protein of 199 amino acids.
AUGAGUUUUCCGCUCCGGCAAGUGAUCGCACGAUUAAGUCGAUUAGCAAGCUGCAACUCUUGGUUUACUCCGAGUCCAUCCAAUUGCAGCAGAUUAAACGUAUGCUCUGUGGUAGCACAGUAUCAGUCCAGCCUCAAUCAUUACCGUUCAUACAGCUCGAUGAAUCCGAACGACUUCAUUGCCACCUCACUGAUUGAUUCUGUCACGUUUGUGGCCGUCUGUUCGGAUACGCUCGAAUCAUUGGUUGACUACUUCGAGCAGAUUGUAGACGAGACAAGCACACUGAAAAAUCCAGACGUAACGUACGGUGAUGGCGUACUGACGGUUAGCUUCGGUGAACCGUACGGAACAUAUGUUAUAAAUCGGCAGUUACCAAACCGUCAGAUUUGGCUCAGUUCACCGACCAGCGGCCCCAAACGGUAUGACUUUAUACCGGACAAGCGGACGGUGAACGAAGGCUACUGGUUGUACCGGCAUGACGGUGUAACGCUGCACGAACUGUUGCAGAAAGAGAUUAGUGCCAUUGUCGGUAGAAAGUUAGAAUUUUUCGCAUUACCCCAUAGCCAAAGGCAUCAAGGUAAAAGUGGACAGGAUGGAUGA